Messenger RNA from Chlamydomonas reinhardtii, 3925 nucleotides. RefSeq lists its product as uncharacterized. Bases 633 to 1553 code for a protein of 306 amino acids. The transcript is spliced from 7 exons. Gene Ontology annotation, molecular function: methyltransferase activity. The record is from RefSeq and is a predicted model, not a curated record. Lineage: Eukaryota; Viridiplantae; Chlorophyta; Chlorophyceae; Chlamydomonadales; Chlamydomonadaceae. Gene Ontology annotation, biological process: methylation.
CGACUGGCCCAGAGCAGCGGUAGCUGUCAGUCGCUCACUAGGCUUUUUCAUAUUGGGUGACGCUUAUGCAGCUAGUAUAGUUACACUGGUACAUCAUCACAGUAUUACGGAGCAAGUCAACGAGUUGCGGCGGGCGCAAGUGUGCAUUCGGGCCCGGUCGCCCGGAUGUGAGGAUAGGAGUUCUGCAGAGCCAAGUAUGAUCCUGGAUUGCUGAUGAGUACGUGUAGUUAGAGGGCUGGCCCACUCUCGCCUGCGGUGCGACCCGGUCCUGUGCUGUCGCCACACACACAGCCGCCGUACACAGCCCCAGUGAUGAUGCAGCCGCCUCGGCGCGGCCGCUGAUCGCUGCCCGGCCCGGGUAGCCAUGCACGUGGGGGAGCAGCAGCAGCAGCAGUAGCAGCAGCAGUCACCUCACCACCCCGCGGGCGGUCUGCUCUGACGUCGUUUCGCACGACACACACGGGGGUGUGAGUGCGAGCAGCUGCGAGCACCAGCACCUGUAGCUGCGGUGGCGGGAACGUGCGCGGGCGGGAGCGCGUAAACCCAAGCACGAGGCGCACCCAGGCGCCAGCCACGCACACAGCGCGCCACACACUCGUUCAGGGGGUGGGCACUGCCGCCCUCCUCUCUACAUGGGGGACCAUGCGGCAGGCGGCGGCGGCGGGCGCGGCGACGGCCUGCUCGCCAACGGCAGCGGGCGGCUGCGGGACGGCCACAUCACGCCGGAGCGGGUGUGGGCCAUGUUCAACCCGGUGGAGAGCGAGGCGGUGGUGAACGCGCUCCGGCGCUGGCAGUGCAGCUUCGGCUUCCGGUCGCGGCGCAUCCACAACUGCGGCUCCAUCACCGACCCCUACGUGCGCCUGAUCCUGGACCGCUGCCUGCCGCCGGCGGUGGAGCGGCAGCUGUGCAGCGAGCCGCUGGACGCCCUGCUCAACGCCGUCAUCGCGGUGCGCACGUGCGUCAUCGACGAGAGCCUACUGCGCUGGGCGCACCAGGACGGAGUGCUGCAGCUGAUCAACGUGGCCUCGGGUUUCGACACCCGGGCCUGGCGGCUGCGCUGGCCCGCCGCCAUGCGCAUGUACGAGAUCGACUCGGCCACCGUGCACGCACAGAAGGCGGCGGCGCUGGGCGACAUCGACACGGCCUGCUCCCGCUCGGCGCUGGUGGGCGGCGUGUGGGACUUGGGCGACACGCUGCGGCGGCUGGCGGCGGUGGGGUACGACCCCAGCCGGCCCACACUGUGGCUGGUAGAGGACGUGGUGGAGUACAUGCUGCCCUCCGCCGCCAGCCAGCUGUUCGCGGCCAUGUCCGCCCACUGCGCGCCCGGCUCGCGCCUGGUGGCCUCGCUGUCGGACGUGAAGCUGCGCGACCUGCUGCGCCGCUACGGCCACACCACACACCUGGUGGAGGAGUUCGAGCCGCCCGGCAUUGUGCUCAACCGCAUCUGCGCCGCGGGCUGGCACGCGGAGGUGAUCCUGUCCGGCCAGCUGGAGGACCGCUUCGACGUGGACCUGCACAACUGCCUCUACCUGGUGCACGGAACACGGCUGUAGCAGGCGCCGGCCGCAGCUGCACUGCAGGCUGUAGCAGGCGGCGGCAGCAGCAGCAGGGGGCAGCAGUGCAGGCUGUAGCAGGUUAUGGAAGGCUGUGGCGGGACUGGCAGCCGCGUGGGUAGCAGUGCAGGCUGUAGCAGGCGGCAGCAGCAGUGUCAGUGCAGGCGGCAGCUGAGCAUGCAGGAGAGGUGGCCGACGCAGUCCGCGCAAGCUGCUGCGGAGUCUGCGGCCGCCCUGGCUGCAGAUGCGGCAGGAGCAGGGGCGGGGGCGGGGCAGCUGUGUCGGCGCGGGAGCGCGGCUUGUGAGUAAGCAGCUGCGGGGUUGUGCGGCGGCGGCCCCCGGGCGGCAGCGGCGGCUUUGGGGCGGCAGUGGCGGCAGCGGCGGCAGUGGCGGCCCCGGGGCGGCAGUGGCGGCAGCGGCGGCAGUGGCGGCCCCGGGGCGGCAGUGGCGGCCCCCGGGCGGCAGUGGCGGCAGCGGCGGCAGUGGCGGCCCCGGGGCGGCAGUGGCGGCCCCGGGGCGGCAGUGGCGGCAGCGGCCAGCCAACUCAAGCAGCCGGUGCCGCGAAGGCCGGGACCAAGGCCUUGGAGCUGGGCUGGGCUAGGUGGGCUCCGGCAUGAGCUCAGGAGUGGCGGCGGGCGCGGCGCCUCCAGCGGCGGCGGCCCCUAGCAGCCCGCUGGUGGUGGUGCUUGCGGCGGCGUAGGCAGCCACCGCACACACGCCGGCUCGGCUCUCAGCGGCUCUCACAGUACCGGCUACCGAGAAUGGCCUGGUGGUGGUCGUGGUGGGUGUGACGGUGAGCGAACACUAGCAGUGCGGUGGACGAUCGGUGAUGCGAGUGCGAGAAGUGCACGACGGCGGCGGCGCACUGCUGGCGGCGGCUGCGCUCACGGCGGUGCCGAAGCGCUGCGGCGGCCACAUCCCGCGGCGGAGGAGGCCGCAGCCGUGCACGGCCCCGGCAGCACGUGCCGCUGCCGGCGACGGCAAUGGCGACGGCAGUAGCAUACAGGCACUGCUGUCGUUGGGGGUGGCAGGAACUGCCGCGGGGCGGGGCACAGGCGGGUCAGGGGCGGGUCAGGGGCGGGCGGCCGGAGCUGACCCGCGUGAGCUGCUUGAGGGGCGCUGCCUAUCUGCCGGCCGGUGGGGUCGCCAGGAGGUGGGUGGUGGUUGCAGGAUGUGGGCGGCACAGAGGCCAGGGGGCCGCGGCCGCGGGGCUGCGCAUUUCAUUGUUGACGUUGUGUGUGCCGCUCGAUGUGGGUGCGUGCUGUGCGUGUGUUGAUCAUGUUUCUGAACUUCAAUGUGCGUCCGGGUGAAAGUGCGCCUCAAAAGCCGCACAGCCCGGGUGUGCGCACGAGGACUGCACUUCUGUUGUACUUGGUCGUUGGCGCCGGGCUCUGUUGCAGUGUGGGAGGUGCAAGGACCCCCCACGCAGCACAGCGGAGGAGGGCAGGCCUUGCCGAUGCUGCGCUGGGGCUUGCAUGCACACGGUAUGUGUGGCGGGCGUGAAAGGGCGCGAGAGGUCGGCCCCCCAGCAACGGGGUAUCCGUUGUGGUGCGGUGAGUUUCAUUUUCAUUGGACUCCUAGGGGCGGUUGGUUGUCUACAUCAGCUAUGUGGGUGUACCAUGUGCUUGAUCCAUACUACAUCUCGUGCGCUUGUUGCGGAGGAGCAGAUUAAGGGCGGCUGCGGCGCGUUGCCCUUUCCCUGUAUCCCGUUCAGCCCAAGGCGCCGUUGGUGGUGUGGCUGUGGGCAUUGCCGGGAACAGCUCCCGUGUGCUGCGGCGUGUGUGUGUUUUGGGUCGGGUGCCGAGCGGGAGUGGCGGGCGCUCCCCCGCUUGCAGGGCCUGGCGCUGAACGCCUUGCUGGGGGGCAGCGCUGGUGUGUGCGGCCGCAGCGCUUGGACACACAUGCGAGGCCUGGGGGAGGGAGGAGGAGGGGAGGAGGAGGGGGGGCAGGGAGGGGACAAAUGCGGGUGUGCAGCAACGUCUUGUACAGUGAGCCAUCAAAUGCCCGCAUGCAAGGAGGCGAGGCAGGGUGGUGUGCCGGUGUGGAGUGUGUGCGCGGCAGGAGGCCCUGACGCGAUGACUGACUGACGGGCAGCUACUGGGUGUAAGGGGGGGAGGCGGCGGCGGUGCACCCGCGCAACAGCACGUGGGUGCUGCUGGGCCGUACGAGCUGCGCUCUAGGGAGGGGGGGCGGUGACGGUGUGCACUGAGGUGGCCCCGGGUGCCCGGUGUGACGUGCGUGUGUGCAUAUGAGUGUGUGUGUGUGUGUGUGCUCGGCGGUGGUGUGGGCGGCGGUUGAGGGGGAGGGCGGGCAGGAGCCUCGCACGGGUCGCACCCAAGGCAUGUCAGGGCCCCGUGUAACUUGCCAACAUU